Hyla sarda is the source of this 1557-nucleotide messenger RNA. Its product is annotated as E3 ubiquitin/ISG15 ligase TRIM25-like. The transcript has a single exon. The record is from RefSeq and is a predicted model, not a curated record. Lineage: Eukaryota; Metazoa; Chordata; Amphibia; Anura; Hylidae. The coding region runs from base 1 to 1557 and encodes 518 amino acids. Gene Ontology annotation, molecular function: protein binding; zinc ion binding.
AUGGCUCUGUCUGUCUGGGGCGAGGAGCUGACAUGUUGCAUCUGUCUGGACAUUUACAAAGAACCGGUGACCCUCUCGUGUGGCCACAGCUUCUGUAUGGAAUGUAUCCGAGACACAUUCGAAACCCAGGAGGGCUACGGAUUCUUCUCAUGUCCCGAGUGCAGAGACAACUUCAAGACACGUCCACUGCUUCAAAGGAACCUGAGGCUGAAUAACAUCGUGGAGACCUUCAUGACCACCCGGAGCCAGGAGGACAACGUCAUACACUGCAACUACUGUGUCCACUCCAUAGUGCCAGCCAUGAAGACCUGCCUGAGCUGUGAGGCGUCUCUGUGCGCCCUCCACAUCAAGGUUCACAACUCUUCCCUGGACCACGUGCUGACCCAUCCCACCACCUUCUCCAAGGACAGAAAGUGCUCCGUCCACAACAAGAUCCUGGAGUAUUACUGCACCCAAGACGCCACCUGCAUCUGCACAUCCUGCCGACUGGACGGCGACCACAUCAGCCACCCGGUGGAGACGUUACGGGUGGCAUCUGAGAAGAAGAAGGAGGAGCGGAGAAGAGUCCUGGAGAAGCUGACCGCUAAGAAACAACAGAUCGAGAACAAGAUCCACAUCCUGAGGGAACGUCAGCGAGAUAUACACGACAGAACGGUCAGCCUGAUGGAACGGGCAAGCGGACUCUUCAAGGAGAUCACAGACGAGGUGAAGGCUUUAGAGAAGGAGGUUCUGAGGGAGAUCACCAGGCAGGACAAAGUGCUUUCACUUUCAGUUUCGGACGUGAUCUCUCGGUUGGAGAUCCAAAAUGAGGAGCUGCUGGGACAGAUUCUGGAGUGUGAGCAGUUCUGUUCCAAUCCUGACCCACUGACUGUUCUGAGGGAACAAGCCCCCAACUGCGACCUAACCGCUGGAAAUAUUCCCCUACCGCCCACCAGGGACCUCGAUGAAGGACCUAUGUCUCUGAUGUUGCGCAGCGGUCUGGGGCACGUGGUCCAUCUCUUGUCUGAGGGUCUCAAGCGUCGAUUCCCUCAGAAGAUAGAAACGAGUAACGUCUUGUUGGACUCGAAAACCGCUCAUCGUAAGAUCCUCCUCUCCGCCGACCGCACCCGCGCCUCCUCGUCUCCCACCUUCAUGAAUUAUCCGGACCAACCGGAGAGGUUCCGAUCCCGGCAAGUCUUGAGCUCCACCAGGUUCUCCUCCGGGAAACACCAUUGGCAAGUGGACUUGAGCCGGGCCCAGAAGUGGAUCGUAGGCGUCGCCUAUCAGAGCAUAGAGCGGAAAGUGGACGGAGACGAGUCCUACGUUGGCUACAACGACAAAUCCUGGGGGUUGACCUUCCGGACGUUUCUUUCAGCCAUGUACAACAAGACGCACCGGAUGAUCCCCCUAGGGGCUCCGCCGCAGUCGGUGGGAAUCUACCUGGACUAUGAUGCCGGACGCCUGUCCUUCUACCAGCUGCAGCCAACCAGACACCUGCACACGUUCAUGGACAAGUUCACCGAGCCGCUCUGCGCCGCGUUCUACGUGUUUGAAGAUUCGUGUAUCAGGAUUAAAUGA